UCCGGGCUCAGCGGUGACACUCGGAGCGAACACACACUCCCCGCUCGGAGCCGCCAGACAGCGGAGCGAACCGAGCCGCGCGCCGGCAUCGUCCCGCCGCCCGGCGCCCGCACGCCCCCCGCCUUUUCAAAGGCCCUCCUGCCGCUCCCAGCUCCGCCCGGGACUCCCCGGCCCGCGCGGCUCCCGGCUUCGCUUCGCGGCCACUUCGGCGGCCGCCCGCCGCGCGCCCUCGCCCGCCUUUGAAGUUUGCUGUGCCGGCGGCAAAGUUGGGACGCUUCCGCCGACGGAAUUUUUCGCUUCUCCCCGCUCCGCCCCCUCCCUCUGGUCACCCGGUUCCCGGACGCCGGCGCCGGGCUGCUCGCGCCGCACCUCGGGGCGGCCGCUCUCCGCCUCCCCCGGGAGGCCGGACGGAUCUCUGAGGAUGGCGCUGCUCCGCUGCUGUCUGCUGUGGCUCCUCCUGCCCAUCGGCUGCGGGACCCAGAAGUUGCCCACGCGAGACGAGGAGCUGUUCCAGAUGCAGAUCCGGGACAAGGCGUUUUUCCAUGAUUCGUCAGUCAUUCCAGACAGGGCUGAAAUCAGCAGUUAUCUCUUUAGAGAUACGCUUAAAAGGUAUUUCUUUGUGGUUGAAGAAGACAACACCCCGCUGUCGGUCACGGUGACACCCUGCGACGUGCCCUUGGAGUGGAAGCUGAGCCUGCAGGAGCUGCCCGAGGAGACGAGCGGAGAGGGCUCAGGGGCCACAGAAAUGCGCCAGACCAACUUCCGAUGUCUAAUCCGGAAUCCUGUGUUCCCACAGUGGCAUCGCCAAAGCGUGGAGUGGGGUGUAUUUUGGCGAAGGUUCCGGCCCGUAGUGCUGGACGAAGUGCGCUGCACGGGGAACGAGCUCUCCGUCGAGCAGUGUGCGAGGAGCUCCUGGGGGCAGCACGACUGUGCCCACGGAGAGGACGCGGGAGUAUCCUGCACCCCCGUCACAGAUGGGGCCAUCAGACUCGCAGGGGGCAAAGGCAGCCACGAGGGCCGCUUGGAGGUGUAUCACCAGGGACAGUGGGGCUCUGUCUCUGAUGACGGCUGGACGGUGCUGAACACAUAUGUGGUUUGUCGGCAGCUGGGAUUUAAAUACGGCAAACAAACCUCCGCAAACCACUUCCCAGAAAGCAUGGGUCCCAUAUGGCUGGACGAUGUCACCUGCUCCGGAAAGGAAACCAGUUUCCUCGACUGUUCCAGGAAGCCCUGGGGGCGGCAUGACUGUGGCCAUCGCAAGGACGUUGGAGUCUCCUGCUACCCUGGCAGCGAGGGACACAGACUUUCUCUGGGUUUUCCUCUCCGACUGGUGUAUGGAGAAAACAAGAAGGAGGGAUGCAUGGAGGUUUUUAUCCAUGGCCAGUGGGGAACCAUCUGCGACGAUGGAUGGAGUGACAAGGACGCAGCUGUGGUCUGUCGGCAGCUUGGCUUUAAGGGCCCCGCCAGAGCACGAGGCGUGGCUUACUUUGGGGAAGGAGCAGGACCCAUCCACGUGGACAACGUGAAGUGCACAGGACAUGAGAGGUCCUUGGCUGACUGCAUCAAGCAGGACAUCGGAAGACACAACUGCCGCCACAGCGAGGAUGCGGGCGUUAUUUGCGAUUAUUCUGGCAAGAAAGCGUCAGGUAACAGUAAGAAAGGGCCCCUGGCGUCUGUCUGUGGGCUGAGGUUACUGCACCGUCAGCAGAAGCGGAUCAUUGGUGGGAAAAAUUCCUUAAGGAUUUCUUGCUAUGGAUGAACUUUUUCAAGACUUAAAAAAGGGACAAGCUUCCUGGUUAAAGUCAUGUCAAAGGAGAAUCUGAUAAGUCUGGCUUUUCGGAUCGUCCCUAACCUGUGCAUGGAGGAAUUGUCUUCAGAAGGGAGUUUCUGAUGUCCUUAAGCACCUAAAAUUUUUAUAAGUAAAUAAAAGAGCAAAGCUGUCCUGAAGAGAGAACCAAGGCUGCAAGGCGCAGCAGCAGGAGGCGGACUACGGUUCAAACCCUCACUCCACAGCCGGUGUUUCCAGGGGUGGGUCACCCGCUCUCCGAGUGCCUCAGUUUCUUCACCCAUUCAAUAGAGUAUCGACUGGCUUAAAAAAUAUACAAAAUAAAAUAAAAAUAGGAGUAAUAACAGUACUACCUCUUAGACACUCCUUUCUAGCAACUGUCCUACCUUCAUCAAAUGCCAUCAUAUUGCACAGUGCAUGUUCCGAUCAGUCAAUAACUUCUAUUGCUUCCGACAACUCAAAAUCUCUUCCUUUAAUCUGUCAUUGUUUGUUCUCUCCAGCUGACCCCAUGGCUUGGUUACUGGACUCUGCCUUACUGUCUAGCUCAUACAUUAAUAAAUGGGCACCUUAGCUCUGCUCUGCAGCUCUGGAGACCGUGCUUAGAGCAGGGCUGCCAGAGAUGAUGCAGACUUUCAAAAUGUAAGUAAAUACAGAUGAUGUUUAGAUAAAAUGCAAAGUAAAAAAUUUGAAUUUCAGACAGACAACCAAUAUUUUUUUAGUAUAAGUAUGUCACAAAUAUUGCACGACAACCCCAGAUCGGAAGCCAUCUUUCAAAUCAACCUUGAGUUCUGAGGCGCUGAGAAGCACUGCUCAGCUCGUCCAUUGCCACAUUGUCCCUCUUUCCCUGGGGCCUGAGCACUGUCAGGGGCGACCCUAUCUCGCUCUGGGGAGGAGCGUGCGGUGCGGCGGGAUGAGCUCAGGGAGUGGACAGCUGCCGGGCAGCCACGCGAGCCCAGGCAGCCCCAGCCAGUCCAGCAACCCAGCUCUUCUGGGAAGGAGGUUUAAACAAAUACCCUCCACUGGGAAGAAAGAGAUCACGGUGUCUGUGGGUUCUCAGUAUUGGGUGUGUAUGUAAAGCUGUAUGAAAUCGUGUGAAGAGAUUAAAAUUUUAAUGACCACCCUUUGCACUCUAAGGAUCUAUCAAAAUUCCGCCUUGAGCUUCCUGAGAGAGAAACUUCCUUUCCCGUCUCGUUGAUAAACCGACACGGGUUCUGUUUGCUCUGUAAAUGUAUGAAAAAAGGGCUGGCCUUUCAGUUCCUGGUUUGGUAAGGACUGUUGAGAAUCUGGAAGUCCUUGGACAGGCUAAUGAAAUGGAAUUCUGAAGACACUACCCGGAAUCUUAUCAAAUUCAAAGUGAACUAUAAAUUUUUAUCACUUUUUGAAACCCAAGUGCAAGCCCAACUAACCUGGAGGUAGAAUUGGGCCUGUCCACCUGGAUCGGGAAUGGAGGCAGAGGCUGCAACGUGUCCCACGAGUCCGGUGGGGCAGAUCCUGGCUGACGUACGAAGACUCAUUGUUUUCAUCUUCAUUAUCCGUAGAAAUACGCCCCAACUGACUGCAGAAAGGUAAUCGAACUGAUCAGCAAAUUCAUAUUAAAUAAGGCAUCUGGAGAAGAUAUUUUUGACACUCAAAGUUGUGUUUAAAGUUUUGGGUUCUAAUUCUUGUCAUUUUAUUUAUUACUGUUAACUCUGCAGAUAAUAAUUUUACCAGUUUUAUUUCAAAAUGUAGUCCAUCUUUUUUCUUUUAGAGCAAUCGCUCUCACUCCCUCUCAACCAUAUACUUUUCCUCUGUGCUUACUUUCUGAAUGUUAAUAUGAGUGGACUGUCCAGGUCAACAUUCUGGAGGCAGCAGUUAUGAACUCUCCUUCUACAGCCAGACGUUGUCCUGACCUCUGUCACAUAUUCACGUGAUUAGUCCAAAAGCCUGUCUCCCCCUUCUCCUCCCACCUGCUCCCCCCACUGUGACCAGGGCAAAAUCCCUACAUUCUCUAGGUAAGCUGAAUGCGUGCCCUCUAUUUUUGUAAGAAUAUAAGACAAGUUUCUACUCUACAUGGACGAUUGUUUCAUUGCAUACCUUCAAAUCCCCUGGCUCUGCUAUUUCUAGCCUUCGGUUGAACUUGGAAAAAGUAACUUAACCUCUUAUGUUUUCUCACCUUUCAAAUGUAGAAAAUAAAAAUUAUCUCUGAAGUUGU
Molecule: messenger RNA, 3977 nt
Organism: Lemur catta (Ring-tailed lemur)
Lineage: Eukaryota; Metazoa; Chordata; Mammalia; Primates; Lemuridae
Product: neurotrypsin-like
Exons: 11
Coding region: 422-1759 (445 amino acids)
Cellular component (GO): membrane
Source: RefSeq, a predicted model, not a curated record